AUGGAUUCACCGCCGGAAAUUAAAAGUCCUGAACUUGAAAGGCCGUCGGCGAGUUCUAAUAUCUUUUUUGAAAUCAUAUACAGUCCUGUGAACUUACUUUUGAUUGUGAUUAUCAUAGUACUGGUGUACAAACUAUUCAAAAGCAAGUUUAACAAAGUUGCUGUGGAGUCGCCGGAACUUCCAAAACUUCGUAAAGACAUGACUGUUGCGGAAUUGCGUCAGUAUGAUGGUACUCAAGCCGAUGGUAGAGUCUUAGUAGCGGUAAAUGGGUGGAUAUUUGAUGUGACUCGUGGUCGUCGAUUUUAUGGUCCUGGUGGUCCAUAUGCAGCUUUUGGGGGGAAAGAUGCAUCAAGAGGUUUGGCAACAUUCUCUGUUACAUCAUCAGACAAAGAGUAUGAUGAUCUCAGCGAUCUCAACUCAAUGGAAAUGGAAUCUGUGAAAGAAUGGGAAGCACAGUUUAGAGAAAAAUACGAUCUCGUCGGACGACUUUUAAAGCCUGGAGAAGAGCCAACGAGCUACUCCGAUGAGGAGUUAGAAGAGACUGAUCAUUCCACGAGCACUCCUGAUGAGAAAAAAGAGAAAUAG
Molecule: messenger RNA, 585 nt
Organism: Parnassius mnemosyne (clouded apollo)
Lineage: Eukaryota; Metazoa; Arthropoda; Insecta; Lepidoptera; Papilionidae
Source: the annotation of a GenBank genome assembly